Molecule: messenger RNA, 794 nt
Organism: Python bivittatus (Burmese python)
Lineage: Eukaryota; Metazoa; Chordata; Lepidosauria; Squamata; Pythonidae
Source: RefSeq, a predicted model, not a curated record
AUGACGGCGCACGCCGCCCCCUGGACAGCUCCGCUCCGCUCCGCUCUCGCCGCCAGCGAGAACAAGGCUGCGCGGGAGCUUCGCGGCGCUGAUGAGCAGGAAGCGCGGCAAGCAAAGGCAGCCGAGACCCUUCCGACCUACACCUGCCCCGGUCGGAUCCCCGCCUGCCUUUCCACGCCGGGACGCUGCGAAACAGCACGAGGUCUGAGAAGUAACUCCGGUACGGCGUCGCUUCCACCGACUGCGGAGUUAAGCUCUCGACGGCCCGAGCGGCAGCGAAGGGGCGAGCCGCAGUGCUGCCGCCGGACGACCAAGAAGGACGCCGGAGUUUUCGGGUCCGCCGAGCCUCCUGCCUUCGGAGCCGGGCAAAGAUGGUGCCGUGACUGCUCCCUGGCCGGCCUUUGCUCCGCUCUCGCCCCCUUGUCUUGUCGCAGCCGCGCCAACCUUUCGAGCGGCAGAGACCAGAGAGCCACGUCUCGUGAAGCCCGCGAGCGAGCGAGGAGGACCAUGCCGGAGACCGGGUGCCCGCUGCGGACUCUACCUGCCUUCCUCGCUUUGGUCUGGACGGCGGCUAGCCUCAGCCUCGCCGGAGGGGCCGGGUCGGAGCAGCAGAUUCCCUUGUCUGUUGUAAAACUCUGGGCCUCUGCUUUCGGUGGGGAGAUCAGAUCCAUUGCAGCGAAAUACUCAGGUUCCCAACUUCUGCAGAAGGAAGAGUUUUCUAUUGUUCCUACCAGUGAGCUGAAACAGCUUCUUAUUCGUGAGGAAUUGUAUGACAAGCUUUUCCUAUUGUAUUG